AUAAAGUUAAAUUAAUCGAUUUGAUAAUAAUAAUAAGAAGGCGUCUUUUGAGAUUAAAAUUCAGAAACAUUUUCUUGUGUCUUUAUUGGGCAAUUGUAGAAGUACAAGUAUUUGAAAUGGAAUAUAUGAGUAAACCAAAGAUCGCUAAAUAUUUCAAAACAUUAAAACUGUUUAAUUUAAAUCCAUAGGAAAAUUACAAGACAAACGGACUCGGCUGAUCUAGCGAAGGAAUUAGAGGAAGAAAGAAAACGAAACGCGUCUUUGGUCAUGAAAUUAAAAAAAGCCAAAUCGAACAUAAAAUCAUUCGAAAGAUCUGGAGAGUCAGGCAGUUUCGCUCGCUUGCACUCUACUAUGCGCGAUGACAUUUCAGCUGAAGGUCACACUUCAGUACUUAUGUCAUCUAUGAGUAAUUUAUCAUUCGCGUCGCUGCAAGUACCGGAAUGUAAGCCUGCGGAUGGGGAGGAGGAUGUUGAUCGAAAGUGCUAUGAGCAAUGGAAAUUAUUAUUGGAAGCCUCUAUGCAGCUAGCUGGAGUGGUAGACGAGACAACAAAAAUGAAUAUAUUCAGAAUCAAGGCAGGAUCCAAGUUAUUGGAUGUCCUCGAGGGAACAACAUCCAACGCGGAUGCUCCCGACAUUACACUCUCCCCAUAUUCGAAUGCAGUACAUCGUUUGGACGCUUUUUUCGGAUCAAGAGAAUAUACUUUCAUGCAGCGGCAGAAGCUAAGAUCGCUGACGCAACAACCCGGAGAGAAGGACGUUGCAUACGUGAAAAGAGUUAUCGCAGUAGCGAAACUCUGCGAUUUCAGCGAUGCUAAUCUGGGAGAACAAGUGGCAGACACAAUCCAGUCCCAUGCGUUAAACCGAAGAGUUCGAGAGAUCGGAAGGAAGAUACUACGGAAAGGAGGCUCCAUUGCAGACCUUUUGGAAAAAGUGAGAACAGUGGAAAUGGAACAAUUGAACGAGGAAAUAUUCGCCAAGAGUCACGGAACAAAGCAGGCCGAGGUCUCAGCUGUUGCCUAUGGUCAGGCAAGAGAUGAUCAAUCAUGGAAAAACAACGAGAACACGACAAGGUAUCGUCAGCAACAAUUUUCACAACCAAGAUACUUCGCGACUGCUUCGGGUAGCGGCGUAAAUGCGACGAGGUACCAAGCGGUCCAAGAGCAAAGGAAUAGCGGAAACUUCAGAGGAAAUCGAGGAGGCAGGGGAUUCGAUCGGCGACAAUUCACCCGUAAUACGACGACACGUAUCGAGUGUUGGCGGUGCUUGAGCAGGUAUCACCAACCAUCCGAAUGCCAUGCUAUUACCAAGCUAUGCCGUAACUGUCAGCGUAAGGGACAUAUUGAGAGAGCCUGUCAUCAGCGGCUAUCGUCAGGAAAUGCUAAACGUCGGAACAGCAACGAUAAUAAGGACACGCCACAUUCGAAAAAGAUCGCGAUUGUCAAAAAGGAUGAGGACGACUCGGCCGAUGAAUCCGAGAGCGGUUUACCAACACUGAUUAUAAAAUCAGAGAUUGAAAACGUAGAGCUUAUUGAUGUUUGUAAACCCCAAGACAGAGAGCCAUGUAUUGCUAAAGAGACAGAAAUAAACAAACAAGAAAAAUCAGUAAAAUUGGAAAACUCCACGACAAACCCCAAACAUAUUCGAAACUUUCAAAAUUCUUCAUAUAUUGGAAAACCAGAUGGAAUCAUAGUAGGCAGAAUAGCAGGUGUAGAAGUAACCUUCCUAAUAGAUUCUGGGGCGGAUGUUAACACAGUAGGAGCUGGUACUUUUGAAGUCCUCAUGAACAAAGCUGAGUCGAGACAAGAAUUGUUCUGUGUGCAAAACGGGAGUGAUUUGCCACUCAAAGCCUAUGCAACGUCGGCAGAGAUUCGAGUAUUGGCAACGUUCGAAGCAGAACUUGUCAUUAGCGAAGACUCGCUGCAUGGAGAAGUUUUAUGUUGUUCAGAACGCGCAGGCCCUUCUUGGUAG
Messenger RNA from Armigeres subalbatus, 1968 nucleotides. RefSeq lists its product as uncharacterized. Bases 268 to 1968 code for a protein of 566 amino acids. Gene Ontology annotation, molecular function: nucleic acid binding; zinc ion binding. The transcript has 3 exons. Lineage: Eukaryota; Metazoa; Arthropoda; Insecta; Diptera; Culicidae. The record is from RefSeq and is a predicted model, not a curated record.